This is a messenger RNA of Carassius carassius (crucian carp), 2724 nucleotides long. RefSeq names its product chorion-specific transcription factor GCMb-like. Gene Ontology annotation, molecular function: RNA polymerase II cis-regulatory region sequence-specific DNA binding; DNA-binding transcription activator activity, RNA polymerase II-specific. The record is from RefSeq and is a predicted model, not a curated record. Lineage: Eukaryota; Metazoa; Chordata; Actinopteri; Cypriniformes; Cyprinidae. Gene Ontology annotation, cellular component: nucleus. The coding region runs from base 939 to 2432 and encodes 497 amino acids. Gene Ontology annotation, biological process: gliogenesis; regulation of transcription by RNA polymerase II. The transcript is spliced from 5 exons.
CAUUAUAUUAAAAACUGAAAAAGAAGCGCCAUUCGUUUAAAGUUCCAGGGUGGAUGUAUCACCUGAAAAUAACUUAUAUCUGUAAUUUUCAAUCAAUGACAUCAGUGAUCGCCAAUAGAUACAUAGAAAGUGUGCGUUUUUAUAAGCUGCGUUGUGUUUGUUGUGUUAACGACCGGUCCAUGUUGUGUCAGCAGUGCGACUUUUCGUUUACACACAACAACUAAUGACCUGCAGUAGAUCACAUUACCUCUCCAACUGGACCAGUCCUGUUCUGUGACCAUCAGCUUCGGCUCAGUCCCAUUAAAAGUUGCUCACAUAAAUUUCGCUGACUACUCGUGGAAUACCACACCGUCGGGUUCAUUUUUAAAAGAGGCUGUCGUUUUCCCCUUAAAACUGUAAACGCAAAGAUAAAAUCUGGAAUGUGUAAGGAAAAUUGUUUUAACACAAACUGUGCCAUUUCACCCUGUAGACAAAAAUCGUGCUUUGGUUGGUUUUGUUGCGAAAGGACUCGUCGUUAGUGGAGGUGAAACGCAAGGAUAAUUUAAAGUGAAAGAACGCAGUGUCUGAGGUAGUCUCUCUCUCUCUCUCUCUCUCUCUCUCUCUCUCUCUCUCUCUCUCUCUCUCCCCCCCUCUCUCUCUCUCUCUCUCUCUGUGUGUGUGUGUGUGUGUUUGUAAGCCCAGCCCCCUUCUUUACAUAGACACAGCAGCGUUUACCUGAGACUAUUACCUGUGUGAAGUGCAACUGGACGAACUCACACAAACGUGGAUUUUACAAAAGAAAAUAAAGACGCUUUCUGGAAGUAAAGAUCUAAAGUAGGCCUACGCUACUUAGAUAUGUAUGUUCCAUUUUGUAAACUGAUCUAGACUGCGAACAGAUUUUUUUCUUCAAGGUGAUUUUUAAUUCUUAUGGUUGCUAUGAUCCGGAGUUGACUCACAUCAUGUCCAAAUCCUCAGAUCAGUUUGACAGCUCAGAUUGCGUGUGUUCAGUCGGCAUGAAGCUGACUUGGGAUAUAAACGACCCCAAGCUUCCACAGGACACGAAGCAGUAUGAUCCGUUCCAGGAGUGGACAGAUGGAUACGUACGUUAUAUUUACAGCAGUGAAGACAAGAACGCACAAAGACACCUGAGCGGAUGGGCCAUGAGGAACACUAACAAUCAUAACUGUCAGAUCCUGAAGAAGUCAUGCCUUGGUGUGGUGGUGUGUUCACGAAACUGCCCUCUCCCAGACGGGUCCAAACUUCAGCUGAGACCGGCCAUCUGUGACAAAGCACGACAGAAACAGCAAAAAAAGCUUUGUCCAAACUGUAACUCAGCUCUUGAGUUGAUACCAUGCCGAGGUCACAGUGGCUAUCCAGUAACCAAUUUUUGGAGAGUAGAUGGCAAGGCAAUUUUUUUCCAGGCUAAAGGAGUACAUGACCACCCCAGACCAGAGAGUAAGUCUGAAACAGAGGCAAGAAGGAGUGCAGUGAAGAGAAGGAUGUCUUCACCUAACUCUUCACAGAAAAGAAGACUGGUGGAGUCCGAGCCUGGACGUUAUCACGACAUAGCCUUUCCUAAUAUCCACCAGCUCACCAUGGAGGCCCCAGAGCGCUUCAGCAUCAUUGCAGAGUCCAACUUCCCAAUACAGACCCAACACUAUCCUCCUUUCCAGAACACAGAGUCCUACAAGUUCCCUUAUGACACACACACAGCAGCGGCCAUGGCGGAUGCUCCGAGCUCACUGCAGAAGCCUGCGAACCACCGUCUGUAUAUGACCCGCCCUCCUUGUGGGUAUGACUUUGCAGUCCCAGGAUACCUUGGCUCAGGGCCUUAUCCAACAGCACUGUAUAAGGAUCCUUCAAGCCCACAAACUGAGACAGAACCCAAUAAGUCGGGGAGCAGUUUGAGUGCCAUGCCUCAUGGCACAAGUCCAUUAGGGAGCCAUGAGCGGAGCUACACAGAAAGUACAGGAAAGCAUCAUGGCUGGAAGCAAAUUCUGAGUAAAGGUCCCUAUGGGGAGAGAGGUGACUACUCUCAGCUGCCAACCAAUGCCAACCACCACUACUACAACAGUGACUACCCAUGUAGGUACACAGGACCUGCCCCUGCCACCCCGGCAGCAUUGCAGACUAUAAUAACCACAACCACAAAAGUGUCCUACCAGCCAUGCCCCAAGCCAUCUGUUGUCAAAUAUGGAGAGAACCUCUAUGAUGUGAAAGGCCUAUCUAACUGUAACUCAAUCUUGGAAGAAGCCUCUUCCAAUUCCUACUCGGACCUCAAGAUUCCAGAGGAUUCGGGAGUGAUUAAAUCUGCCCUCUCAUACCAGGACACGCUCCCAGCUAAAAUCGAGAGGUCUGAAAACUUUGAGGGCUAUCGCUACAGCAGUUACAGCUCAAAUAGUUACCCUGACCGAAUGUCGCAUCCUUUUAGGUAUGACAGCGGGGAAUACUGAGGGACUGCAGAAAGAUCAAACAGAGUGUAUAUAACUAACUAAAAAGAAAAAAAACAUAAGCAAGUACAUAUAAAUGUGUAAUUUAUAUUCAGUAUUUGAGCUGUUUUAAUGUCUUUAGUUUUAAAGUGACUGUAGAUACCUUGUGGAAUCUUGUGUAAACUUAUGAUUCACAUUGAUUAAACAGACUGAUAUCAGUGUUGAGUAUAUUUCUAUAUAUUCAGGUAAUGUGUUUAAAGCCAUGAUUGGUACUUAGCUGUUGUCUUUGAAAUAAAUGAAAAUGUGUCAAAAUAAA